Messenger RNA from Aureobasidium vineae, 1299 nucleotides. NCBI's taxonomy places the organism in Eukaryota, Fungi, Ascomycota, Dothideomycetes, Dothideales, Saccotheciaceae. The record is from the annotation of a GenBank genome assembly.
AUGCAUAUCCCUACUCUUCUACUACCUGUCUUGGGUGCUCUUGCCCAAGCCAGCCCCAUUAUUUCACGAGCAUCAUCAUGGCCUAACGCACCCUUUACCACCUCCGGCCGCGACAUGAAAAAUAGCCUUGACGAAACAGUCGUCUAUGCUGGAGUCAACUGGCCAGGUGCUGCGGACGUCAUGAUUCCUGAGGGUCUACAAUACCAAUCCGUCAGCACAAUCAUGACAAAUAUCAAAGACCUCGGCAUGAAUGUGAUCAGACUCACCUACGCUAUCGAAAUGAUCGACGACAUCUAUGAAGACGUAGACAGCAGUCUCAAGACCGCAUUCAUCCAAGCACUAGGAGAGACAAAUGGAACCAAAGUCUUGAACCAAGUGCUGUCCAGCAAUCCAAGCUUUACCGAGGACACCACUCGUCUAGAGGUGAGUAAUAUCCAAGACUAUAUACCACGUAUCUCAACCCCUAACAUUCGAACGCACAGGNUCUUCGACGCCAUCGCCGCCGAAGCAAACACCCAACAAAUCUACAUCCACCUCGACAACCACGUCUCCAAAGGCGAAUGGUGCUGCAGCCACACCGACGGCAACGCCUGGUUCGGCGACACCUACUUCAACGUCGCAAACUGGAAACGCGGUCUCGCGUUCAUGGCCUCCCAUGCAGCCUCCUGGCCAGCAUUUACCUCCAUGUCUCUGCGCAACGAACUCCGCACCACUGAAAACGGUACUGGCGAUAAUUGGGUUAGUUGGUAUGAAAACGUUAUUCCUGCUGCUGAUGGGAUUUACGCUGCCAACACAUCGCCGCUGAUCUUUUUCUCGGGGUUGAGUUAUGAUACGCAAUUGGGAACCAUAGUCAAUGGCGAGGACAUCGGCAAUGGAACCUCGUUCUCGUUGAACGAUCACGCAUACGCAGACAAGAUUGUCUGGGAACUGCACAAUUAUGCCAACAGCGCGACAAACUGCGGCGACAUUGAGGGCAGUCUGAGAAAUCAGGGUUAUAAUGCCAUGGAAGGUGAUGCCGCUGCUGUCAAUACGGCUCCAGUGGUAUUGACAGAAUUCGGCUUCGAUCAGAAUUCUGGCACGGAAAGUGUUUAUGCGCAGUGUUUGAAAGAGUACCUGACCACUCUGCCUGGCGGUCCCGGUGGCUGGAUGCAGUGGGUCUUGUCUGGAAGCUACUACAUCCGUGAGGGUGGUCAAGAUAAGGACGAGACCUGGGGACUGUUGAAUCAUGACUGGUCCGACUGGCGUAACCAGACCGCAACCGACUACACGAAGAGUUUCGUACAAGAGACUCUUGCAUAA